AUGACUGUGGCAGUAGGCGCAGUCACUGCACAUGAAACCCCAUUGAAACCCCCAGAUGUUGCUCCGUGCAGGACUGACAUGCAAUUGUCCGUGGUGACACCACGGACAUUUGCCUGUUGCUCCCACCCACAGCAACAUCCGGACAAAUCCAAGUGCGUGACUGCGGAAGUAUGCGCAGUGACCGCCCGUGAAGCCCCACUGAAACCCCCAGAUGUUGCUCCGGCCGGAACGAAAAGGCACAUGUGCAGGUGUCGAUUGGGAAACCUAACCUGCCCGCUGGGAGCCUCCGUACCGAAGCCUCACACUAGCCCGGGCACGUCGCCCAUUGCCUUUCGAACAAGACCCAACAGAACCAUCCAAGGUGAAUACCCGUACUCCCCUCGACUUAUUGCCGAUCUCUCCUCGCGCCAACUUCAAGGACACCGAUCUAGAGAGAAAAUCCGUUUGAAGUUUUGCGAUGGCCAAAUCAAAGAACCACACCAAGUUCGUCCAUGCCCUCCGUUCACCAUCGAUCAACGGGACUGCAAUCUCCAGCUCAUGAUAUCUAAUGUCAUAUGUUUCUAUGUUCAAUUUCUACACAGUCACAACCAAAACAAGAAGGCCCACAAAAAUGGUAUCCACCGACCUUUGCGUUGCCGAUACCCCUCCUUGAAGGGUGUUGACCCCAAAUUCCGAAGAAACCAGAAAUUUGCCAAACACGGGACCCAGAAGGCGCUUGCCGCCGCCCGAGCGGAGAAGGCAUAA
Messenger RNA from Puccinia graminis f. sp. tritici CRL 75-36-700-3, 744 nucleotides. RefSeq lists its product as uncharacterized. NCBI's taxonomy places the organism in Eukaryota, Fungi, Basidiomycota, Pucciniomycetes, Pucciniales, Pucciniaceae. Gene Ontology annotation, molecular function: structural constituent of ribosome. The coding region runs from base 1 to 744 and encodes 247 amino acids. The record is from RefSeq and is a predicted model, not a curated record. The transcript is spliced from 5 exons. Gene Ontology annotation, biological process: cytoplasmic translation. Gene Ontology annotation, cellular component: ribosome; cytosolic large ribosomal subunit.